Messenger RNA from Parasteatoda tepidariorum (common house spider), 1687 nucleotides. NCBI's taxonomy places the organism in Eukaryota, Metazoa, Arthropoda, Arachnida, Araneae, Theridiidae. The record is from RefSeq and is a predicted model, not a curated record.
UAAGUUUUAUGGUUUUAAUUUAAUUUUAAAACCGCGGACUUUUCGUUUCGAUUUGGUCAAUAUGUUUACGGAUGGUUUAGGAAGAACUUAAAUCCUCAUUCGCUAGUCGAAGUUCAUUAUUUGAUUAUUCUUUUUCUCAAGGUCUCCCGUGAGUGAGCGAGAACAGGGAAAACCUGGAAUUGUCAUAGAACUUUUUUUUUUUUACAAGAACCUGUAAAAUUUCUUCAUCAUAUAUUGAAAAUAACCAAUCUGAAAAUUAUGGCUUGCAAUGAAUCUCCACCUAAGAUAAAUUUUGAUUUUGAGUGCAGUCAAGUUGAAAAAAAAACUGUAUAUCUCACAUUACUCGGCACACCCUGUCAAUAUAUGCAUUUACUUCCUAAGGAUGCCUUCAUUACCCCUUCAGAUUCUGAAGAGACUGAACUGAGUUCUGAUGAAAGUAUUGCUUCUAAUGAUUCUUCUGUAAAGAUAAUUUCAAUUCCUUCUACAUCAUGUACUGCUGGAAAAAAAGUGAAAGAAGAGAAGCUAUCUGAUACAGAGGAUACUUCGAAGUCAAAAGGUAGCAAAAAAAGUUCACCAAAAUCCAGGAAGUGGAGGGGAGUGGAAUACCCUACUUCUGAUGAUUCAGGUGAUGAUAAGAACAAAUCCCACCGUGCAAAGCAUUCAAAUGAAUCAGAGGAAAAUCAAUCUAAAGCCCGCUGCAAAAAAGAAUGUAGUUCUAAAUCUAUUAAAAAGGAGGAUUUCGAAGAUGAAGAGCAGAAAUAUACUCCUGGAUUAUCAGCUGCUUUUGGAAAUUUUCAUUGUCAAGUUUGUGAUAUCGUUGUUAAUAGUGAAGUGACAUAUCAAACUCAUUUACAAGGAAAAAAACAUCAGAAGGCUCUGAAAGCUAAAGCCAUUCCAGAAGUGGCAAUGCAAUCUUUAAAUGAGCCUCGAUUACCGCCCCCUCUAGUUGGAGUUUCUAAUGCUUCUUUAAGAAGAGAUAGACGAAUACCACUCAGAGUGGAAUCUUUGAUACAAUUGGUUGCUGAGAGUUACAGUGAAGGUCCACUUCCAGGUUUGUCAGAGGUUGUUGAAGUACGCCCCGCCAGUGAAGAAGCUAAAGAAAUAGCAUAUCUUUGUAAUUUGUGUGAGGCACAAUGUGUACCAAACUCAAUAAUGAAACAUCUAACUGGAUUCAAACAUUAUCUAAGAUGUUUGGAAACAAUCGACACCAUAAGUUAUGAAAAAUAUCGCUUCAGUCCGAAGAAAGUAAUUGAGGGGAGAGUCAGAAGGAUUUUAUUGGAUUAUGAAAGAAGACGAGGUCGUGGAAUAAUUCGUGUUGAGCAAGAAGUAGAUGAUCUAUGCUCAAUGAGUGGUGAACCAGGACCAAGCUGGAAAAAUAUUGGAUCUGUGCCUUCCACAGCUGCAAGUGCCGAUGGCUUUGAUGAUUCUGAAUUUGUUUCAGCUAUGGAACAUUUAGAUACCUCAAUGAGUGACUUUCAUUGUAGAGCUUGUGAUGCUCAUAUGAAUAAUAAAGCCAUGUGGGAAUCUCAUGUUAGAGGAAAGAGACACUUAAAGAAUGUCAAGAAAGUGCCUGGAGAAAACACUUCUAAAGUGAAGUCCUAUCAUUGUCCUGAAGAGACUGCACACCUAAUGAGUUUAUUAGAAUUAGAAGGAGUGGAUGAAUAUAAUGAGCCGUACCUAAUUGUGG